CAUCUUCUCUCUUCCACUUCUUAUCUCUCUUCUUCCAUGCAAUGCCCUUCACAAACUGCAUUAAGUAGUAGUGCCACUUUAGUUUUUAUACACUACUUCAUCAGAAGAGAACAGGUUGACUAAGGUCCCGGUUCAGUACUUUUACUAUUCCCAAUCACUAGUGAAUGGGUUUAUCUUCUUUGCACGUUUGCAUGGAAUCAUCAGAUCAUUGGUUGCAGGGCACAAUUCACGAGGAGUCUGGAAUGGAUUCUUCUUCACCAUCUGGGGACAUGCUUACAUGUUCAAGGCCCAUGAUAGAGAGGAGGCUAAGACCACCACAUGACCAAGCUCUAAAAUGCCCAAGGUGUGACUCAACCCACACCAAGUUCUGCUACUACAACAACUACAGUCUCUCUCAGCCAAGGUACUUCUGCAAGACCUGCAGAAGGUACUGGACCAAAGGAGGCACUCUUAGGAACAUCCCAGUUGGAGGAGGUUGCAGAAAGAACAAAAAAGUCUCUGCCAAGAAGUCCAAUGAGCACCAAUUAGUUAACAAUCAAAUGAAUCAAGCUCAACCCCCACCCUCCUCCUACCAUCACAACCCAAAAGAUCUACAACUUUCUUUCCCAGAUGUGCAAUUUUCCCACCUCAGUAACCUGCUUGGGACUAGUGCAGGGGCAUUGGGAAACCCUAAUUUCAUGGAGAGCAAGUAUGGCAUUGGCAUGCUUGAGAACCCUAGGCCUAUUGACUUCAUGGAAAGCAAGUUGGACGGCAUAAUUGGGAGUAGCAGUUCUAGGAAUUUUGAUUUUUUUGGAAAUAGUGAUAUGGGUAUGGGUGUUGGGCUGGGAGACAUGCAUAGUACACAAAAUGGGUUGCCACCAAAUUUUCAUGGUCUUUGUUCCCCUGCAUUUGCGGGCAUGUCCCUUGAUAGCAACAACAAUAAUGGGGCUAAUUACUUAAUGGACUCUUGCCAGCGUUUGAUGCUGCCAUAUGAUCAUGCCAAUGUGGACCAUCAUGCCUCAAUUGAUGUGAAGCCAAACCCUAAACAACUAUUGUCCCUUGAAUGGCAAGACCAGGGUUGUUCUGAUGCAGGAAAAGAGUCUUUUGGGUAUCUUAAUGGUCCAGGAUCAUGGUCUGGCAUGAUGAACGGCUAUGGAUCUUCCACUACAAACCCUUUGGUCUAAAAGGCAAUUAAUCUCUCACAACUCAGUGAUGCAUCGAUGAUCAACGGCUAAGCUCUCCCUUGGCUUGGUUAAUUCGAUCAGUGACCUAAUCAAUGAUCACUUUGCCUAAAUAUAUUUUAUUUUAUAUAUUAUUAUUAUUAUUAUUAUUAUUAUAUAUACAUAAAGCCUUUUGAUGGGAGGGUUCCUCGUAUUUUCCUGUGUAGUGUUUU
Molecule: messenger RNA, 1372 nt
Organism: Abrus precatorius (Indian licorice)
Lineage: Eukaryota; Viridiplantae; Streptophyta; Magnoliopsida; Fabales; Fabaceae
Product: dof zinc finger protein DOF5.6-like
Exons: 2
Coding region: 165-1163 (332 amino acids)
Biological process (GO): regulation of DNA-templated transcription
Molecular function (GO): DNA binding; DNA-binding transcription factor activity
Source: RefSeq, a predicted model, not a curated record